Messenger RNA from Sardina pilchardus (European sardine), 891 nucleotides. RefSeq names its product RLA class II histocompatibility antigen, DP alpha-1 chain-like. The record is from RefSeq and is a predicted model, not a curated record. Gene Ontology annotation, biological process: antigen processing and presentation; immune response. NCBI's taxonomy places the organism in Eukaryota, Metazoa, Chordata, Actinopteri, Clupeiformes, Clupeidae. The transcript has 4 exons. Bases 68 to 784 code for a protein of 238 amino acids. Gene Ontology annotation, cellular component: MHC class II protein complex; membrane.
GCACAUUUCUUGUGAAAGAGUUGUGAUCUUACUUUCUGUUCAACAUUCCUCAUGAGUUGCUGACAAGAUGACUUUAACAGUGAUUUUACUAGUCCUCACUGGGAUCAUCUACACAGACACAAAGAUUGUUCACGUGGACGUUCAUGCGUCUGGAUGCUCAGACACAGAUGCACAGGACAUGUAUGGACUGGAUGGGGAAGAGCUCGCACACGCAGACUGGAAGGCUCAAAAGUAUGUGAUGACACUGCCUGAGUUUGCUGAUCCAUUUGUGUAUCAGGAGGGGACAUAUGAGGCAGCAGUUGCUAACCAGCAAGUCUGCAAGUCGAACUUGGCAGUAGCCAUACAAGCUUAUAAAAACCCACCAGUGGCAGAGGCUCCUCCCAUGAGCUCCAUCUACCCCAGAGGUGAGGUGAAGAUCGGCCAGCAGAACGCUCUCAUCUGCUCCAUCGGUGGGUUCUACCCUCCCCGGCUCAACGUGACGUGGACCAGGAACACCGGGGUGGUGACUGAGGGAGUGAGCACCAGCCAGCUGCGGGUGAAUGUGAAGGACGGCACCUACAGCCUGUUCUCCAGCCUGCAGAUCACCCCUCAGAAGGGAGACAUCUACACCUGCACUGUGGCACACCAGGCACUGGAGCGGCCCAUGACAAGAGUGUUCGAUGUUGAGGGGUCUGAGGUGUCUAAGCUCGGUCUCAGUCUGCCAGCAGUGUUCUGUGUGGUGGGUCUGAUCGUGGAGAUGCUGGGUAUGGCUACCGGACUCUUCUUCUUCGUCAAGGCCAGAUAGCGCAGCUGAAACUGCAUCCCAUUGUGGACACCACUGCAGAGUCAGCUGGACUUUCAGGAAGAGACGUCAUUUGUUUAGAAUGUGUCACAAUAAAGAGUGAAUGGACA